Molecule: messenger RNA, 1170 nt
Organism: Morus notabilis
Lineage: Eukaryota; Viridiplantae; Streptophyta; Magnoliopsida; Rosales; Moraceae
Product: aquaporin PIP1-3
Exons: 4
Coding region: 97-960 (287 amino acids)
Biological process (GO): transmembrane transport; response to water deprivation
Cellular component (GO): plasmodesma; plasma membrane; vacuole
Molecular function (GO): water channel activity
Source: RefSeq, a predicted model, not a curated record
CUAUAAAAGUGACCUCCUCUCCUCUCCAACUCACAUCUGCUCAUAUUUGCUCAUCUUGGAGUUAGAGAGAGAGAGAGAGAGAGAGAGAGGUAGAAAAUGGAGGGGAAAGAAGAGGAUGUUAAGCUUGGAGCAAACAAGUUCUCAGAGAGACAACCAAUAGGGACAUCAGCACAGACAGACAAAGACUACAAGGAGCCACCACCAGCGCCUUUGUUUGAGCCAGGAGAGCUAACAUCAUGGUCCUUUUACAGGGCUGGGAUUGCGGAGUUCAUAGCCACAUUCUUGUUCCUCUACAUCACCAUCUUGACUGUUAUGGGUGUUUCUAAGGCACCCACCAAGUGCUCCACUGUUGGCGUUCAGGGCAUUGCUUGGGCCUUUGGUGGCAUGAUCUUUGCUCUUGUCUACUGCACUGCUGGUAUCUCAGGAGGACACAUAAACCCGGCCGUGACAUUUGGGUUGUUCUUGGCGAGAAAACUGUCGCUGACAAGAGCAGUUUUCUACAUCAUCAUGCAGACACUCGGUGCGAUCUGCGGAGCUGGAGUUGUGAAAGGUUUUGAGAAGUCGUCAACCUUUGAAAGAUUGGGUGGUGGCGCCAACGUUGUCGCUCAUGGCUACACCAAGGGCGAUGGUCUUGGUGCUGAGAUUGUUGGCACUUUUAUCCUUGUUUACACCGUCUUCUCUGCCACUGACGCCAAGAGGAACGCCCGUGACUCUCACGUCCCUAUCUUGGCUCCUCUCCCAAUUGGAUUUGCUGUGUUCUUGGUCCACUUGGCCACCAUCCCCAUCACUGGAACUGGCAUCAACCCAGCAAGGAGUCUUGGAGCUGCCAUCAUCUACAACAAGGACCACGCAUGGGAUGACCAUUGGAUCUUCUGGGUGGGACCCUUCAUUGGAGCUGCUCUUGCUGCUGUGUACCACCAGAUAGUCAUCAGAGCCAUUCCAUUCAAGUCCAGGGCUUGAUUUUUUCAUAUUUCUUUCUCGUUUUCGUUUUGUUCUUCGACGACUAUUUCUUUUCUCUUUUCUCUUUCUUGGUGUCUUGUCUCGUCGUUUUCUCUUUUUCCCCAUGUGUAUUUGGUGGUAGUGUGAAGAUUAAGUUAUGUGUGUACAUUAUUAUCUAUCCAAGUGCAUCCAGAGUUUGUGACAACUUUUCUUAAUGGAGAAUUCUUUUUA